AUGCCGGUGGCGGCACGUGCCCACCUGGCCUCUGAGCAGCGGUCUGGGCUCCCUGGGAGCACAGGGCUCUCGUCCAGCCUCCUGCGAGCCCACACCCUGACCGUGCUGUUCAUCCUCACCUGUGCAUUGGGCUACGUGACUCUGCUGGAGGAGACACCGCAGGACACGGCCUACAACACCAAGAGAGGUAUUGUGGCCAGUAUUUUGGUUUUCUUGUGUUUUGGAGUCACACAAGCUAAAGACGGGCCAUUUUCCAGACCUCAUCCAGCUUACUGGAGGUUUUGGCUCUGCGUGAGUGUGGUCUACGAGCUGUUCCUCAUCUUUAUACUCUUCCAGCAGGCUGAUGGAGAUGCGACGCAUGCGCCCCAGCCCUCGCCCGGUCGCACUUCCAGGGUCGGCCCCACUAACGCGGCGCUGACCUUGCAGACCGUCCAGGACGGCCGGCAGUUCCUGAAAUACGUUGACCCCAAGCUGGGGGUCCCGCUGCCCGAGAGGGACUAUGGGGGAAACUGCCUCAUCUAUGACGCGGACAACAAGACUGACCCCUUCCAUAACGUCUGGGACAAGCUAGACGGCUUCGUUCCUGCGCACUUCCUCGGCUGGUACCUGAAGACCCUGAUGAUCCGCGACUGGUGGAUGUGCCUGAUUGUGAGCGUGAUGUUCGAGUUCCUGGAGUACAGCCUGGAGCACCAGCUGCCCAACUUCAGCGAGUGCUGGUGGGACCACUGGAUCAUGGACGUGCUGGUCUGCAACGGGCUGGGCAUCUACUGCGGCAUGAAGACCCUGGAAUGGCUGUCGCUGAAGACGUACCAGUGGCAGGGCCUCUGGAACAUUCCGACUUACAAGGGCAAGAUGAAGCGGAUGGCCUUCCAGUUCACGCCGUACAGCUGGGUGCGCUUCGAGUGGAAGCCGGCCUCCAGCCUCCGCCGCUGGCUGGCCGUGUGCGGCAUCAUCCUGGUGUUCUUGCUGGCAGAGCUGAACACCUUCUACCUGAAGUUCGUGCUGUGGAUGCCACCCGAGCACUACCUGGUCCUCCUGCGGCUGGUCUUCUUUGUGAACGUGGGGGGCGUGGCCAUGCGCGAGAUCUACGACUUC
Carlito syrichta (Philippine tarsier) is the source of this 1095-nucleotide messenger RNA. It is a transcript of the gene PTDSS2, whose product is annotated as phosphatidylserine synthase 2. Gene Ontology annotation, molecular function: L-serine-phosphatidylethanolamine phosphatidyltransferase activity. The record is from RefSeq and is a predicted model, not a curated record. The annotation marks the transcript as partial. Gene Ontology annotation, biological process: phosphatidylserine biosynthetic process. The transcript has 10 exons. Lineage: Eukaryota; Metazoa; Chordata; Mammalia; Primates; Tarsiidae.